Molecule: messenger RNA, 1563 nt
Organism: Paraglomus brasilianum
Lineage: Eukaryota; Fungi; Glomeromycota; Glomeromycetes; Paraglomerales; Paraglomeraceae
Source: the annotation of a GenBank genome assembly
AACGACUACAAAGCUGUGAAAAAAGUAUAUGACUUAACGAGAAAUUCGUCAGCAUUAAGAGGCAAUGACCAUGAUUCGGCAGGAGGUUCUCCGGAUUCGGAGCUGUUUGAGAGUGUUCUUAGAAGAAAUCCCCACAACCACACGUCUGCUCUCUCGGCUGCAUUAUGUCUGCACGACUCAUGUCUUCCAGAUACUUCUCGUAGAAGCAUUAAAGCAUACGCACUGGGAUAUGCAGCAAUGACGGCUAUUGGAUUAGUCUACGGAAUUACCCAAGCUGUUGGAGCAAAGACUAUCACGACCCUAUUCCGUGCAGUCGAGCAAACAACUUAUGCAAACUUACAAGCACGAACGGAUACAGAUCUCGAUACAAGCGUGUCGGGCCAGUUUGUUAGCGUCAGAGAUGACGAGCGCGCGACGAGGUCAAUCUUGCGUAGUUUUGUUCAGCAGUACAUCCCUAUUCGAUUAAUACCGCCAUUCCUGUCGGCCCUCAUUGCCUCUCAAACAUUCCGACUAGUCAAAAACCAGAAUACUCGGAACAUAAUAGUAGUGUUUCUGUUUGUUAAGGUGUUGGAGUUUGGGUUUAAGCUAUUGCAGGGCAUAAAGGUGAUCCCACAGUUGCCGAAAUGGAUGGGGGCGUGGCUACUGUUUCCGCUAAGUUCAGCACAGUUGAUAUAUGCUUAUUUAUACCAUCCCGAUACGUUUCAGGCAGCAUAUUCCCGUUUCAUAACUUCCCGCUCGAGCACGUACCUACCACCUCUUCCACCGGAUCACAUUUCGCCUUACCCAUGGCCAUCGCGAACCGAAAUCCUCUCCUCUCUUGCGACAUUGACCACGUUGAACUACCCCAUUUUCCGUUCUCCUAAAAUCAAUCGCGAUGGUCCUGCCUUACCCUCCAUAUUGCGUACGAUUCAGCCAGUAUUAGAGUCAGCUCAUCCGGCGCACAGUCGAAUGGUGUGUGCCUUGAUGCAUCCUGAUGAACCAAGUUGUUGGGUUACUUUAUGGAAAUUUGUAAACAAAGAGUUUACAAGUGCCUUAAAGUAUUCUCUUGUUUUAUUUUUGUUACCGUAUGUGUUGAAAAUCAACAAGAUUCGAAAAAGCCCAUGUCGGUUUUUCUACAAAUUUAUAUUCAAUACGCUUCCAUCAGCCACUCAGACUGCCACAUUUAUAUCGAAUUCAAUUGGAACAUCAUGGGCAAGCAUUUGCUUGUUUCAAUCGAUACUUCCUAAUAAAUUCAUGCCAACGACGAGGAUCUGUCUUGGCGGCUUUCUUGGUGGGCUGUGGGUGCUGGUGGAGCCCAAAGAGCGUCAGCUUGCUAUUGGAAUGUAUAGUCUCAGAUUAUCACUCGAGUCGUUUUGGAAAGUGUUGGUAAAGACCGGAAAAGUGAAGAACGUCAGAGACGGUGAUGUUCUCUUGUUCGCCUUCUCGACAGCAUGCCUAAUGUCAAUCUAUGAACUACAACCAAAGUAUAUGUCUGCUUGGAUGAGGAAACAGAUCGAGACUCUAGUUAAAGAGAGAGAAAAUCAAUUGGCGUUAGGUGAUGAUGAAGUAGAAGAUGAAGAAUGA